Messenger RNA from Juglans microcarpa x Juglans regia, 1728 nucleotides. RefSeq names its product probable galacturonosyltransferase-like 1. Gene Ontology annotation, cellular component: Golgi apparatus. The record is from RefSeq and is a predicted model, not a curated record. NCBI's taxonomy places the organism in Eukaryota, Viridiplantae, Streptophyta, Magnoliopsida, Fagales, Juglandaceae. Gene Ontology annotation, molecular function: glycosyltransferase activity.
CCCCCCCCCCCCCCCCCGCGCCCGGCUUUCUCUUGGAAUGUGCUGCAGGCUAAGCUGCAGCCCUGCCAUCAUUUCUCUAGCUAUAUAUUCCUCUCUUUUAAAACCAAAACCGCGUUUCAAACUUUUGUAACCUCACUCAUCCUGAUUCCCAAUUCAAAAGCCUCUUGCUUUUACAUCUUUGUAUAAAAAGUAUCUCUCUCUCUCUCUCUCUCAACACAUCCACCAUGCUCAAACAAGCACUGAAGCUUGCUUUUCUCUUCCUUCUCCUUGCUUGUCUAUUUUCCUUCGACAUAGCAGACACUGCCACCAUUGUCAACAGUACUACUACAACUACUCUCUCACAGCAGUUCAAAGAAGCCCCGCAAUUCUACAACGCUCCCGACUGUCCUUCCAUAACCAACGACAACCUCGACGAAGAUGAAGAUGACAGCAGCAGCAGUGGCAACGAUAACAUCGUCUGCUCCGAUAGAGCAGUACAUGUAGCAAUGACUCUGGACACGCAAUACAUCCGUGGCUCUAUGGCUGCCAUCCUCUCCGUACUCCAGCACUCCUCCUGCCCAGAAAACAUCUUCUUCCAUUUCGUCGCCUCCGUCUCCUCUAACACCAGCUCCCUUCUGCGCGUCACCCUCUCCAACUCAUUCCCUUACCUCAAAUUCAAAGUCUACAUCUUCGACGACUCUCAUGUCUCCGGCCUCAUCUCCACCUCCAUCCGCUCCGCCUUGGACUGUCCCCUCAACUACGCUCGCAGCUACUUGGCUAGACUCCUGCCAUCAUGUGUCCGUAAAGUUGUUUACCUUGACUCCGACCUGAUUCUAGUGGACGACAUUGCCAAACUCGCCGCCACGCCGUUGGGGGCCCGCUCGGUCCUUGCCGCCCCGGAGUACUGCAACGCCAAUUUCACGUUCUAUUUCACCCCGACGUUUUGGUCUAAUCCUUCUUUGUCCCUGACUUUCGCCAACCGGAAACCGUGUUACUUCAACACCGGGGUGAUGGUAAUCGAUCUUGACCGGUGGAGAGAUGAAGAUUACACGACAAGGAUUGAGGAGUGGAUGGAGCUGCAGAAGAGGAUGAGAAUCUACGAACUGGGAUCUCUACCGCCAUUUCUGCUUGUGUUUGCAGGAAACAUAGCUUCGGUUGAUCACAAAUGGAACCAACACGGACUGGGCGGCGACAACUCGGGACUUUGCCGGGAUCUGCACCCGGGUCCGGUUAGUCUUUUGCAUUGGAGUGGGAAAGGUAAACCCUGGGCUCGUCUGGACGCAAACCGGCCAUGCCCCUUGGAUGCACUUUGGGCUCCCUACGAUCUGUUGCAGACUCCAUUUACGUUGGAUUCUUAAAGUCUAAGAAUUUCACCCUCUACAGAGUUCCCAAGCCUUGGAUUAUGCUCUCUCCGGCGCUUGUAAUUAGUCAGAGAGCAAAUUAAGGAGAUGAACUGUUCGUCUUUGGAAAGAGAUCAGUUUGUUCUUGUAAGAUUAUACAGGUACUAUCAAACGCAUUGGGGAGAUCACAAAAUACCCCAAAAAGUAUUGGGAUUAAUUCAUAUAUGUUAAAGUUUCAAUCUUCCAAUUGUGUAAUAAUAGGGAAGAAGAAGAAAAUCCUGCCCAGAAAUGGGAUUCGUAUGUUUUGUAACCAUGGAUGCACGUAUGGUAAUUGUAUCGAAGUCUGUACAGCAGAAGAGCUAUUUUGCCUGGUUUAAUACUUGAAUGAAUAAGAAAAGAAUUAUGUCAA